AUGCGUGAGGAAAAGGCCGUUGUUUCCCUUGGCGCGGUGUGCAUCAGUCUCUAUCAGUGCCAGCCGCUUGCCUCUUUAGGGAGUCCAUGCUUCUGUGAUACCGCGAGUGCUUACAGGGGCGAUGUCCUGGUGCCUUUUUACAGGGGCAGCGCGACGUACAGGGAACUUGCAGAGGGUAUGGAAUACCGACUCAAUCAGUACUUCGUCGUGCACCCCGCAGCUGCACGUAAGCCGAGCGCCGCAGAAGUUUCAACACAAAAUAACUUAGUGCACGCAGUAAACAGUGGCAGUGGUUUCAAUGGAUCCUAUGUAUGCUCUCGCUGCACCGGAUGUGACGAUGCCGGCAGGGUGGCACACACCCAAACAGGACAAGGCAUAUUUGAAGAGUAUCCCAGGAUUGUUGUACGCAACUUUACGAGAGCGCGAAACCCCGAGCUUGGAGAGGGCGAUGUGACUUACGAAGACAUUGAUGACAAAUUGGAGGUAACAGAGGGUAACCUUCGCUGUUUUUUUUACUACGUUAAAGAGAAAUGCAGCAAAACUAUCUCACCCAUACUUUUAAAGGAUGGCAGUAUCAAGCGUCCACACAUUGGUAUAGAUCAUGUACACUCAUACGCUUCUGGUAGUGCCUAUGCUGACCGUGGGAAGGUGCAGCAACACAUUGAGUUGAAGGUGGGAGGGCGUCUGCUUCGCAUUGGCACUUCCGCUGAACAAAGAUUUGAAGACGUCUUUCAGCGCCUUAAGAGCCGAAAUCUUCGGGUACACCGCAUCUUUGACGGUGUUACUGGCGCCAGUAUCUUGCCCUGCGAACUCGUGCGCCAUCUUAGUUGGAAGGUUUCGUCGUUUUGUGCGGAAGUUGCUGUCCCACUUUCAAGUGAUGUUGGCAUGAAACGGCAACGCAUUGAUGAAGAACGUGAAGGAAAUACGGAGGAUGAGGGACUGUGGAUGAGAGAGAGGGAAGAAGAUCACGACGAGGCGAGGACGCUGAUAAGCCUCUCGGAGGUUUCAACAGGGGCGUAUGGUGGCACUACCUUAUGCUUAACGUCGGGGUCGCCUAGGAGCAGUGGUAAUACGCAUGUCAACGUGGAUGAAGAACGACGCUCCUGGGACCACGAAAAAUUGCUGCACAAAACCACCUUUGGCUUUGAUGAAGAUGAUGAUACGGUGCCUCUUCUGGACGUCCACUCACAGGUUCCUUACGACUCUCUUGCCUGUUCAGCCGAGGCGGUGGAAAGCAGCACUCCAUUGCGCUCAUUCUAUUUGGACGAUGAUUCAUACAUGGCAUCUGCGUUUACUGGAGUUGUUAAUGAUACAGGUGGUAGCAGUGUUGCUUUUGCCACACCAAUGCAUGCCGAAAACGACAUUUUGAUAAACGACAGUGGUUUACGUCGGCGCAGAGUAGGAUCUGUUCAUGGGGAAUAUUCCCCCAUUAUGGUUACGCAGCAAUCUCUGCCUGAUUUCUUCCUUUACAAUUCCGAUGAUAACGACGAGGAAGAGGAAUCAGAUAACUAA
Molecule: messenger RNA, 1512 nt
Organism: Trypanosoma cruzi
Lineage: Eukaryota; Euglenozoa; Kinetoplastea; Trypanosomatida; Trypanosomatidae
Exons: 1
Coding region: 1-1512 (503 amino acids)
Source: RefSeq, a predicted model, not a curated record